CAGAUCCCAGACAAUUCCACACUUUAUUGUCUCCCUCUCAACUCUACAUAAUUUUCUCAGUGUCGUACUCGAGGCCACUAGUUUUAUAGGCCUCUCAUCCGCAUCUCAGCCGUUGUUCGUAGAAACUUUACAACCCCCAACAAUGGCUUCAAGAUCCCCAACAGAUGACCAGCGUCUCCUCGACUUUCGCAAUGCCACAAAUUUCCGCUCAGUCAAGCGUGCAGAUCCUUCGAUCAUUGCGAUAUUGGAGACAUCAGUGUACUCUGUGAUUUAUCACUAUGAUGAGAGGAGUGGAAGAUGGGAGAAGCAGAAGCAGGAGGGACCCCUGUUUGUCGUGAAACGCGAGAAGAGUCCAGAGUAUCUUCUGUACAUGCUUAACAGGCAGACGGUGAAGAAUCCUGCAAUUCCGCUGGUACCAGGAGAAAUGAAAUUGACAGCGCUUGAUGAUGGAAUGCUGCAAGUGGCCCGCAGAGGGGACAAGACAAGGAUAGGUGUAUGGUUUAGCGAAGGACAUGACAUUGUUCAAAAGUUCAGAGCCACCAUCCUAGGCAUCGUUGGAGAACCGUCAAAGCGCCCAGAAGCCUCUUUUUCACCAACGCCCCAAGCACCGCAGUCUGCUCCAUCAACAGCUGCUCCCGCCGAAGACGGCCUGAGCAAGCUCUUUGCUGGACUCAUGAAACCGUCGACUGCCCAGCCGUCAGUUCCACAACAGUCCAUAUCGUCUCAGCAGGACAAUGUGUAUCCGACCUCAGUGGCAGUCCCAGUGAGCCAGCCAAUCAUCCCAAGCCCUGCUCCUGCGCUUGCACCCGUGCCCCCACCAACUCAACCGACAGUGAACAUUGAAGCUUCUGUCUCUGUCCCUCUUGCUUUUGCUGCUGCCCCAGUAGCUGCUCCAGCGCCCGCCGCUUCAGAACCUACUAAAUACGAGACGGCCGACGACCUUUUGGCAAGUAUCCUUGGUACUGCUCCUCCUGCACCCAUCAUCAAAUCUUCUUCCAUCGCCCAACAAACCGUGCCCCAGCAGCCUCCCGCUGCGUCUGCACAAUACCGUCAGGUUUCACCACUAUCUUACGGUAGCGCCCCUACCCCUAUUCACCAAGCAACCUCACCUGCAAGGGCUUAUACUCCUCAACAGCAAGCUUAUGGGCAACAAGCAAAUGAGUUGACUUCGCCUGUGCAGCAGCCUUUAGCUGAAAGUCAUGUCCGUAAAUCUUCCAAGGUCGGAGAUGCUACCUUUGCACAAGCCGCACAGGCCGCAGCGGCUAACUCUGCGCUCACUUCUAACCCUCCUAUGCACGCUCUUUCCUCUAGUAGUCAUUAUUCUGCUUCUAAUGACCAGGUCCAGGCCCAAGGACAGUCUCACGCUCGCUCACAUUCUCAGACGUCUCCAAAGUAUUCAAGCUACCAGUCUUACCAGCCUAUCCAACGCGCUUACCAGCGCACGUCAACACCCAGCUCUUAUCGUAACGGCGCAGAAUCUCGUACUUUCAUGGCGGAAGCCAUGGUAGAUGCGACUGUGCACAAGGAACAGAAUGAUGAUGUGAGGAUUUGGGGGAUCGAGUUGGAUGCCAAGAAGAGAAAGUUGGAGUUUAGGAGGAGGUUGGUCGAUUUGAUGAUGACGGAUGAGAUGUUUGUCGAUAAUGUCUGGGUUGCAUAUCUCGAGAGGAUGUCUGCUAUUCGGUCAUCCAAUAGUGGCCAGUGGAAUGAGGGAUAGUCUGGCUGAGUUUUGCAGUUGAUCGUAUGGGAUGGAAUCGUGAUGAAGAGGAUAAAAUACACAGCGACAUCUCUCGAGGCAUGAUAGUAAUCUUGUGAUAUCUUAACAUGCAUCAUCGGUGGU
Molecule: messenger RNA, 1837 nt
Organism: Cryptococcus deneoformans JEC21
Lineage: Eukaryota; Fungi; Basidiomycota; Tremellomycetes; Tremellales; Cryptococcaceae
Exons: 6
Coding region: 143-1714 (523 amino acids)
Biological process (GO): deadenylation-dependent decapping of nuclear-transcribed mRNA; positive regulation of catalytic activity; deadenylation-independent decapping of nuclear-transcribed mRNA
Cellular component (GO): P-body
Molecular function (GO): mRNA binding; enzyme activator activity
Source: RefSeq, a predicted model, not a curated record